GGAAAGGGGGCAGGAGUGGGGGUUGGUGGGCGGAGGCAACUUUCUUUUGCGUUGCCGACUGUGUGGGGAGGUGUUCACGGGUUCGAGGUUCAGAGCAGUGGAGCACUUCAUGAAACCGAAGGCACACUACCCCCGACGGAAUGGGGAGAUUUUGUAUAGACUGCAAGCGGUUGGUGCUUUGUUGAGGAAUGCAUUGUCACUGAGACUGGCUGCUAAACACGCAGACAAGAUGGAUGGAGAGCUCGCCGCCGGGGACUUGCGUGAGUUGGACGAGCCAUGUGACCCGGUGUCGGAUGGUGCAGGUGAAGUUGAAGACGGUGAUCGUGGGGAGGGUGGUACACAGCACGGGCAGGAUGCCGGGACUGUGAGAGAUGAGUUGCGGGGCGUUGAAGGUGCAGGAGAUGGUGGAGGGGAUGGAGGGGGAGCUCGGGUUACUCGCACGACGGCCCCCACCUCCACACAGGCGGUGGCGAGGAGGAGACAAACGACCCUAGAUGUUCAUGUAGGGAACAAGGUCCAACAGGAUCUUUAUCGUCUAUUGGCCCUUGCUAUCUAUCGAGGUGGAGUGCCCUUCAACUGGUUGCGGUUGAAGGAGACGCAGGACUAUUGGAACUACAUAGUCACACUCCUGCGUCCUUCGAUCGUGUCGGUGCCACGACUGCUGACAUACGAGGGAGUCCGCACGAGGAUGAUGGACAUCAUUUUCCACGAGGUAGCAACCCUCAUUGCACCUAAAACGGUGAAGUGGGCUACCACAGGAUGCACGCUGCUGACAGAUGGGGCUAACGACACGACCAACAAGCCCAUCAUGAACUUCAUAGCAGCAGGACAGUCCGGACCCAUCCUCAUCCGGACCAUCGACAUGUCACAUCGGGAGAAGACGGGAGUCGGCCUGGCAGAGAUAUGGGAGGGAGUGAUCAAAGAUGACAUUGGCAUCGACAAGGUGAAUGCCAUCUGCAUCGACAACGCAGCAGUGAUGAAGACAGCAGCCGACAUUUUGCAGUCACACCUUGACCCACGUAUUCGUCGCAUACCUUGGAUCCCAUGUGCAGCACAUUGCUUGAGCUUGCUGAUGAGGGACAUUGCGGCGCAGCCUUGGGCGGCCACUGUCAUGAGGAAGGCGCACUGCGCCGGCCACUGUCAUGAGGAAGGCGCACAAACCAUGAGGAACGCGCUUGUACUGAAGCGACCAGCGGAGACGCGUUUUGGGACAGCGUUCAUGAUGCUCGAGAGGCUAUAUGAGCAGAGAGGUAUGUUAGACAAGCUCGUGUCAGAGGAGUCGUGGGCGCAGGUGUGGUGGACUGGUGAUGCGAGGAGGGAUGAGCCCAAGGUGCGUAGGAUGUGCGGAGACGAUUCUUGGUGGGGGCGGGUGAAGAUGGUUGUGAACGUCAUGGCCCUGUGCUUCAGGUUCCUCAAGGACAUGGACAGGGAUGGAUCGUCACCCAUAGGAUUGUGGAAUUUGGAGAGCAUAUUGCGGGGGAGGGUCAAGGCUCUUGGACUGACGGAGCAUGAGAGGAGGGCGGUCAUGGAUAUCAUAUCCGACAGAUGCAGGAUGAUGCGUCAGCCUGCCCAUGCGGCAGCGUAUCUGUUGGAUCCUCGCCGUCGUGAUAUCUCAUUGCUGGCAGACCGCAMCAACUCCCUCRUGCAGAGYGCGCUARACCACUUGGCUCGCUUUGAGGGUGCAAGUUGGGAGUCUGAUUCUGUGCAUACGCUUUGGCAGGCAUUGUGGACUUUCCAUUGCGAGGACCCUCGCUAUUGGCCGAAGACUGGAGCGCACUGGUGGGACGAGUUUGCGAUCAAGGACGCGGCGGAGGGGGGGAUGCAUGCAGCGAUGUGGUGGGAGGUUCACGGUCACCAGCAGCCGAGACUGCAGACGAUUGCGAAGAGGGUUUUGGGUGGAGGACCAGGUGGAGAACCCUCGGAGGAGAUCGACGUUGACGACAGUGUCCCCGCAGCGGUACCAGAGGACGAGUGGGAGGAGAUCGACAGGAGAAACAGGAGGAAGGAGGGGCGUAAUCGAUUUGGAAAGGGGAAGGCACCGAUCGAGGAUGAGGAUGAGGAUGAGGAGGGUGAUGAGGCCCUUUGGCAGGAUGCGAGUGUGGAUACCGUGAGGAGUCCACGGGGGAGGGUUGGGGGUGGGUUAGAUUUUGAGGAGCUUCUGGGGGUAGGGCAAGAGGAGGAGAGAAGUCAACACGUUCCACAUUCGUUGACUGCCGGAGAGGGAGGACAUACUGGAGGUGUUUCAGUUGAUGCACGUACGUCGGCUCGUGCAGCACCCCAUCACGCUGCUGAGAGGAUUCUGCGAGGGGCAGAGGAGGAGAUGAUUGGGAGGGAGGGUCAUCAUGCGGAUGACAGGCCGGAGGACACACACCAGGUGCGCCAGGUCGCUGAGCAGGUUAUACAUCGAGGCGGGGGUUCACAGAGCAUCACUCAGUCAGUUGUCCAGAGGGUCGUGCUACGUGGUGGGGAUGGUGAUGGACAGAUGGCGGGCGGAGGUGGAGAGCGUAGGGUCAGUGACGUCAUUCGUCCUGCAGUGGUUCAGACCUCGGAGCAGAGGAUUGGUUGUGCUUCCUCAGCGCACGUCAGCCAGAGGGUGGAUGACAGGGCGGACCCAUUACCAGCGUCUGUCGAAGAGCUUGGUGUGGACCAGAGGGUGGAGCAGAGGGUAGAUGGGGUGGUGCACGACAGGGCGGAGCAGAGGGCUGACCAAAGGAUUGAACACCGGAGAGAGCAAGGGAUGGACACAGCUUGGAGGUUCAGGUGGACGUUACCAUGGACGAGAGCGUAGUUCGACGGACGGACGACAGGGGCAGCGAGAGGAAGGGUGUGGCAUCUACACGCGAG
Chara braunii is the source of this 2844-nucleotide messenger RNA. The record is from the annotation of a GenBank genome assembly. NCBI's taxonomy places the organism in Eukaryota, Viridiplantae, Streptophyta, Charophyceae, Charales, Characeae.